Molecule: messenger RNA, 7483 nt
Organism: Clupea harengus (Atlantic herring)
Lineage: Eukaryota; Metazoa; Chordata; Actinopteri; Clupeiformes; Clupeidae
Gene: adgrb1a
Product: adhesion G protein-coupled receptor B1a
Biological process (GO): negative regulation of angiogenesis; cell surface receptor signaling pathway; engulfment of apoptotic cell
Cellular component (GO): plasma membrane; postsynaptic density; dendrite
Molecular function (GO): G protein-coupled receptor activity
Source: RefSeq, a predicted model, not a curated record
CAGUGUAUGACCCACGCAAUGUUCAGGCUCCACAAGGGGGGGCUGCUGGAUAUAUGCUUUUGUGGAGAACCCCAAGGCUUCAAAGACUGAAUCUAGUUUCAGCGGACAGACCAACGGGCAAGGACACCCUAAAGCUGGGAGGAUAAAGCGCUUCUUUCCCAUGCAAACGCGCCCGGAGAAAACAAACAGACCGUAGCACUCCUGCCCGUCAUAGCCUGCUAACUUGGAGUUUCGAUUGCACCUGAGCGCCUUUUUGUUGGUAACAUCACAUCAAACGGAAAUUGCAGAUUGUUUGGAUAUAUGUGGAAGUCAUGUUUUCUGAUUUGAUUGAGAUCACCAUCUGAUGCAUUGUUUGAACUAUAUAUGGAGUAAUUUCACGGACCUAACUUGCGGAUCUUUCGCCGAACCUGGAACUUGGAAUUCAUUUAAUAUGGGCAUUUAAUCACUUCAUAUUUUUAAACGUUAUCAGACUUGAUCCAGGCGGUGAAUACACUUUAUGUUUUUCAACCCAGUGCUCCUUUAUGAAAUAAUGAAUACCGAGAACUUAUUUUAAGCAACUUGGAGGAAUUGUCCACGGUCUCUGGAAGGCGUGAGGACGCAUAUUAGAUGGAUCCCUCAACUUUUUCGAGAUGAGGCUGAGGACAUGCUUCUCUGAUGUCACCAUGAGCCGCCAUAUGGAUCAAUGAACAACAUCCUCCAUCCCUCAACCUGAAGUCUCCACAGAGGAUCCCUCUCUCUCUCUCUCUCUCUCUCUCUCUCUCUCUCUCGUUUUCCAUCCCCCUCUCUCUCUCUCUCUCCAUCAUUCUCUCUACCCCUCCCUUAGAUGCCCCUCUGAUCAGUGUCCCUGUGUGAGCACAAGUACACAAACCCCAGUGGCGGAGAACAACUCUAUGUUCCUUCCUUGUACUUGUCUGUCCCUCACACUUUCCACUAUACCCACAAUGCACCGAACACAACGGACCCAGUACUGGUUCAUGCUGGUUCUGCUGGCCGUGUUGCUCCCGCUGGAUCUGGUGCCGGUCCAGAGCGCACCCUCGGGUCCCGAGUCAGACACCUGCUCCACCCAGGUCCAGAACCGCUUCUUUGGCUUCUUCAACUCCUCGGCCAUCUUUCCCAGCACCCCUUGCUCCUGGACGCUGCAGAAUCCCGACCCGCGGCGCUACACCGUCUUCAUUAAAGUGACCAAGCCCGAGGAGGACUGCGUGCCGCGCCAGGUGCGCUCCUUCCAGUUCGACUCCUUCCUGGAGGCCACACGCACCUACCUGGGCACGGAGAGCUUCGAUGAGGUGCUGCGGCUCUGCGAUCAGUCGGCCCACGUGGCCUUCGUGGAGGCCGGCAAGCAGUACCUGCAGAUCAGGAAGAACCUGCCGCGGCCGGGCACGCGCUCCGGCGAGGGCCGGUUCAAGGUGGAGUACCUGGUGGUGGGCAAGAGGAACCCCAGCAUGGCGGCGUGCCAGAUGCUGUGCCAGUGGCUGGAGGACUGCCUCGCCUCCAGCACCUCCAGCCACCCCUGUGGCAUCAUGCAGACGCCCUGCCAGUGCUGGGACACCCCUCCGCCGGGCAAGGAGGCCGCGGCCGGCUGCUACCGCGGAGGCGUCUUCCUGGAGAACUGCAUCACGGGCGAGAAGGAGGCGGCGGCCAACGCUGAGAUCAGCGUUGGAGGCUGGAGUGGUUGGGGCCAGUGGGGAGAGUGCAGCAGUGAGUGUGGGGGCGGAGUCCAGACUCGCACACGCACCUGUCAAUCACUUGCCGAGGAGGCCUACUUCUGUGAUGGUGUUCUGGAAGAAGGACGGCCCUGCAACGCACAGCCCUGCACAGGCAAGGGGCGUGACAGCUCUCGCAGCCAAUCGCUGCGCUCCAUGGACACCCGCAAACGCAACGAGUCAGACAAGACACGUGGUGGACAGUUUCCCCAAACAGCUGCUCUGAUUGCAGUGAACGGUGUGUGGGAGGAGUGGUCGCCGUGGAGCUUGUGCUCGUCCACGUGCGGUCGGGGCGAGAGGGAGCGCACCAGGACCUGCAAGCCGCCGCAGUUUGGCGGGGAGCCGUGCACGGGGCCCGAGAAGCAGAAGAAGUUCUGCAACAUCGCCGUCUGCCCAGUGGACGGGGUGUGGAACGAGUGGUCCAGCUGGAGCUUGUGCUCGGUCACCUGCUCCAACGGCACCAAGCAGCGCAUCCGCGAGUGCAGCGGGCCCUCGUACGGAGGAUCGGAGUGCCGCGGCGAGUGGCUGGAGGGCCAGGAGUGCAACCAGGGCGAGUGCCCCAUCGACGGCGUGUGGCAGCUCUGGAGCUCCUGGGACCCCUGCACCAAGACGUGUGGUGGCGGCAGCCAGAAGAGGCAGCGCGUUUGCAAGGGGCCCUUCUUCAGGGGGAAGCAGUGCCCAGGAGACCGCGAGGAGGUGCAGCGCUGCCACGAGAAGAGGUGCCCAGAGCCCCAUGAGAUUUGUGACGAGGAGAAUUUCUCCAACGUUGUGUGGAAGAGGACGGUGUCAGGGGACACGGCGGCGAUGCGCUGCCCCCCCAACGCUAACGGGUUGAUCCUUCGACGGUGCACGCUGGAUGAUGAGGGGAACGCCUUCUGGGAGAACCCCACCUACAUGAAGUGCGUAUCCAACGACUACCGCAGCAUCCAGUCGCUGACUCGUGAACACCUGUCCAAAGCACAGAGGGGACUUGUGGGGGAUGGAGUCUCCGAAGUUAUGACCAAGCUGAAAGUGACGUCCAGCGAUGGGACAAGCUACAGUGGCGACCUGCUGGCCAUCGUGGACGUGCUGAAGAACAUGACUGAGAUCUUUAGGAGAGUCCAGUAUAGCCCCAGCAACCUGGACAUGAGGAACUUUGUCCAGUCAGUGAGUAACCUGCUAAUGGAGGAGAACAGAGACAAAUGGGAGGAAGCACAGCUGCUUGGGCCAAACAUCAAAGAGCUUUUCCGGCUGGUGGACGACUUUGUGGAUGUCAUCAGCUUCAGAAUGAAGGACUUCCAGGACACAUACGAGGUCACAGACAACCUGGUGUUGAGCAUCCACAAGCGGCCGGUGACAGGGGCCGCUGACAUCACCUUCCCCAUGAAGGGCUGGAGAGGCAUGGUGGAGUGGACGCGUAGCACCGAUGACCGUGUCACCGUCCCCAAAGACGUCCUGGCCACCGGCAAGCCAGAUGACACUUCAACAUUUGUGACUGGAAUCGUUCUGUACAGAAAUCUGGGAAGCAUUCUAUCCCUUCAGAGAAACAGCACCGUGCUGAACUCCAAGGUGGUUUCCGUGACAAUCAAGCCCACGCCAGGUCCCUUGUCGACACCUGUUGAGAUUGAGUUCUCACACCUCUACAAUAGCACCAUCAACCAGACUUGUAUUGCCUGGGAUGAGAGUGACAGCUCUUCACUGCUCGGCUCCUGGUCGACCCGAAGCUGCAGAGCCGUGCCUGUCAACUCGUUCCGUACCAAAUGCGUGUGUGACAGACUGUCCACCUUCGCCAUUUUAGCACGGCUUAAUCCCGAUAUGAACAUGGAUAAAACGCAGAUGCCGUCGGUGACGCUGAUCGUAGGAUGUGGAGUGUCCUCUCUCACUUUGCUGCUGCUCAUCAUCAUCUACGUGUCUGUGUGGAGGUACAUUCGCUCCGAGCGUUCUGUCAUCCUCAUCAACUUCUGCCUGUCAAUCAUCUCCUCCAAUGCACUGAUACUCAUUGGACAGACACAGACAAGGAACAAGGUUGUGUGUCCUCUGGUUGCUGCCUUUCUUCACUUCUUCUUCCUCUCCUCCUUCUGCUGGGUGCUGACGGAGGCAUGGCAGUCUUACAUGGCUGUGACAGGCCGCCUCAGGAACCGGAUCAUACGCAAGCGUUUCCUGUGUCUGGGCUGGGGUUUACCCGCACUAGUCGUAGCCAUCUCUGUUGGCUUCACCAAGGCAAAGGGAUACGGAACAGUCAACUACUGCUGGUUAUCUCUGGAAGGUGGUCUUCUGUACGCGUUCGUGGGCCCCGCGGCUGCAGUCGUGCUGGUUAACAUGGUUAUCGGGAUUCUCGUGUUUAACAAAUUGGUGUCCAAAGACGGCAUAACAGAUAUGAAACUGAAGGAGAGGGCGGGUCAGAUGACAGUGCCACUGUACAAUAUGACGCUCAAAUGUGCCAAGUGCGGAGUAAUCUCGUCGCCUGACGUGUCCUCCACCGCUACCAGUAACGCCAUGGCGUCACUGUGGAGCUCUUGCGUGGUUCUGCCGCUGCUGGCUCUGACGUGGAUGUCUGCCGUACUGGCUAUCACCGACCGCCGCUCGGCCCUCUUCCAGAUCCUGUUUGCUGUGUUUGACUCGCUGGAGGGUUUUGUCAUUGUGAUGGUGCACUGCAUCCUGCGCAGAGAGGUUCAGGAAGCGGUGAAGUGCAGAGUAGUGGACAGACCAGAAGACGGGAAUGCAGAUUCUGGCGGAUCAUUCCAGAAUGGUCAUGCCCAGCUCAUGACGGACUUUGAAAAGGAUGUGGACAUCGCCUGCAGAUCAGGUACGCUGAAGCGCUCCUCUCUGCAGGGUGAGGAGAAACCAUCAGCCCAACUCUCUCUGCAGAAAGGCUCCAACUUCAACACCCUGCCGGCCAGCAUGGCCAAGCAGCACCUGCAGAACGUGGCCGACUACUCCAGCCACACGCUCACCCUGCGGCGGGACAAAGGGCCCACCAUGGCCGGGGUCAGCACCGAGCUGCCCAGCGCCAAGUCCAUCUACAUCUGCGACGGCGAGCUGUUCAAGCAGCUGGAUGCGGACCUCACCCGGGCCCCCGGAGGAGACUCAGUGGGACCCGAGGGCCCGGGAUACAUGAUUAUGCCCACCAACAACAACACGGCCACCCUGAGGCCUGCCAAAGGUGGCAAGGAGGACCCAAUGAAGUACAGCCUCAACAUCGAGCAACUGCCCCAGACGCGUCUCAUCCACCUGAGCAACCCCCCUGGGGAGCCCGUGCCGGGCUUCGGCCUGAAGACGCUGCCGUCCGAGCGGAUCAGCGUGUCCUGCGUGGAGCGGGACUCGCCCAUCCGGACGACGCAGAACAUCUCGAGCGAGGCACAGGUUAACUACAUCCACGGCGAAACUGGGGACUCGGGGAACUCAGGAAUGAUGUCCAAGAGUGAGACUGUGUCCACGCUGUCCAUGAGCUCCCUGGAGAGACGGAAGUCACGCUAUGCUGAGCUGGACUUUGAGAAAAUCAUGCACACACGGAAACGCCACCAGGACAUGUUCCAGGACCUCAACAGAAAGAUCCAGCACGCAGAAAAGGACAGGGAAUCCCCUCCUGUGGACGGGAAGGCUGGGAAGAGAUGGAGCGUGUCGUCUGGAGGCAGUGACAAAACCAACAUGAGCGACAAGCAACAGACCCCAAGCAAACGGGCAUGGGAGGGCAUCAGGAAGACCCACUCGCCCCCCUCAUGGGUGCGGAAGGACCUGGAGCCCCUGCAGGCCUCCCCUCUGGAGAUGCAGGCGGUGGAGUGGGAGAAGGCCAGUGCCACCAUCCCUCUGGUGGGUCAGGAGAUCAUGGAUCUGCAGACAGAGGUGUGAGAGGGACCACUGACAGACUCCAGCUCCAGCUCCAGCUCCAGCUCCAGCUCCUCAUCCUCCUCCACAUCCUCGACCCCACCAGAGCCCUUCCUCAAUUUUACACCACAACCAGUUGGAAGGCAUGAUGUCCCGGCCGGGAUGAGGGAUGUGCUCCACUCGCAGAAAUGGAGAGAAAGGGAAGGAGUGUGUGUGUGUGUGUGUGAGUGAUAGAGAGAGAGUGUGUGAGUGUGUGUGUGAGUGAGAGAGAGAGAGUGUGUGUGAAUUCUGCCGAGAGGAUGUGUGACAUAGCAAUGACAGCAAUGGAGUCGCUCUACAUUUAUUGGUUGUUUUUUUAUGGUGAAAUCAUAGGCAGUAAUAACACUUUAUUUUCUUAUAUAAAAAAUUGAAUAAAAGGAAUGGGACAGUUCAUAAUACUUUUUUUUUUUUCAUUGUCUCAUACUCUAAUGUUACCAUGGAAACAGACACUGAUUGGCAGCAGGCUAUGGUUAAUAAUUGUGAAGAUGAGUCACGCAGCCAGAAAGGCUGUGCGUGGGGUGCAGGGCCGUAGCGCAUCCGCGGAGGCUGUUAGAUUUGGUGAAACCUCUCAAGGGUGCCCCUGAACUUCCCCAAUUAGUAAUAGAAAGAGAAUUAAGAACCCAAUCAUCCACCAGUUCUAAAAACAAGUCACUUUUUCCAAAAAAAAGUAGCAAAGCAAAUUUAUGUGACAAUCCCUUUUUUUGUCAUUAUAUUAACUGUCAUUAUCAGUGCUGUUAUUGUUAGAAUAUUUCAUUGCAGUCCUGCCAGUACGGCUGUUAUUGCCAACCUCUGACCUCUUAGGCUGUCAGGGUGUCCCUGGACACUUGUAAGGGUGCUGUAGCUGCUGCCUGUGAUAGAGGACACCAUUCCUGUUCCCUGCCUCCUCACAGUCACAUAGCUGUGCGGACAUGAAAUGCCAAACCGAGGGGGGUAGACUGCCGUAGACAGUGCCCUAGAAAAACCUCCUGUGCCAGUGUCAUGCCCCCUCCGCUUCUCUACCCAGCUCCGCUUGCUGUGGGGGAGAAUACAACCGACAUCCAUCCCCAGGUGCCCCUGUCAGACUGUCUGACCAGAGAGUCCAGAGGGACCCCUCGGCAGUCCGAUCAGUGGAAGCUACUAUGACGUCAGCACAGAUUUCAUGAGAGCCUGUUCGUAUGGAUGAUGAACUUGUGAUGCCCUUUGGUGAUGCCCAUUCAGACAGCCAAGCAGUCAGCGCAUCUCCGGAAACCACAUGAACCAACCUACUGAUUUAGGUCUCCACUUAAUAGCGGGGUCCAAUCGUAUUACUCUGGGCAGUACAGGGCCCAGCAAGUGUGGAAAUGGCUGCAUUUCUCAGAGUAUGUAAAGGGUUGUGACGGGAACUGAAACAUGAAGAUGAGCAAAUACAUGAAUUCUAACUCAUAUAAAUAUAAAUACAGUAUCUAUGUAGAAGAACUACAGAUGGUGUGUGCCUGUAGUUGGAUUGUGGGAUUGUGCACACAGGCGAAGCACAAGACUCCAUGAGAUGGGGAGGAGUCCUGUUGUACAGCAUUGUAAUUACAUUAAAAAAAAAUAAAAAAAGAGUUCUACAGAAUGAAUUUUAGCCUAUAAAUAUAUUUCUAACUGUGCUUGAGGGAACAUUGUUAUCAUUAUUAUAAUUGCCAUUAUGACGCCGCGGUCCCCUAUCUUGAUAAGUUACCGGACUUCAAGGGUAUUCUGUAACUUUAAUGUACCGGUGUGUGUUUUAAUAUCACUGACCGUCACUGACCCUCUUAAUGACCUUACCUAUCUGUCUGACUCUGUUCAACCCCCACCCCCAUCCCCGCCUCGCCCGCCCAACCCAACCCCCUCCUCAGUGUCCCUUUUUUAGUUCACUGGGAUAUCUUCUUUGUUAAUGUACAGUUUUCAGAGCACAAGAUGAAUGUGUCAUAUUUCUAAUAAAAAGUAUAUCUCUAUCA